AUGCCCCACACCUCUCGUCGCAAAAAAAACCCCUCACAACAGCAUAAGCGCCUCGAGAUCACCGACUCCUCAGGCUGGACGCACGUCACAACCUCCGGCAACGCGCGCCGUCUCAAUAAUCGCCGAGACCACAACCCCAAUCGAGACUCUAUCUCCGAGCCACAGCAGCAACAGCAGAAGGAAGUCGAACCACCUCUCUCCCCCGCGGAAGCUCCGCCAUCCGUGACGCUCUCGCACCUCCAGCGCCAAUUGAACGAGUCGCGUCGGCGAUGGGAAAGCUCGGCGACUUGGGCGAGUGCUCAGGGCGCGCUGCGGCGCGCAUUGCCUUUGACCGGUUCCCGAGGUGAAGGCGAGGACGUUUCAAUCGUCUGCGUUGGCCUUGGGAGUCCCAGUGGGUUUUUGCGUGGAGGAUGGGUGGAUCGGAGGUCUGUGUCUAUGUAUCAGCUUGCGGCGCUGGCGAGUGCCAUGGAACUGUUUGAGAACCAAACCCCAAGCCGCCCUGUCAAAGUCUACGCACAAGACCCCGUCUUCAACGACCACGAUCGCGCCCUCCUCGAGUCGCUCAAUAUAACUGUCCUCGAGCACCCGGGUGCCUUUGAUAAGGUCUCGCCGCGAACACUUCUGUUCUGUCCCGGUGCAGAGCGGAGACAUCUCGAGCUUCUACUUGCGCAUGAUCCGGCGAUUGUGUUCGGGGGCCCGCUUGAGGACAUAGACUCAGUUAUCGUGACAGGGUUCAUUCGCGCGAGGGAAUCGGUGCAGCUUCCACUGUUCGAGGAACAGGAGCAUGCGUUUUGGAGGAUGCGGGUUUACUAUACUCCUAGUGAACGAGGAUGA
Messenger RNA from Aspergillus calidoustus, 834 nucleotides. The record is from the annotation of a GenBank genome assembly. Lineage: Eukaryota; Fungi; Ascomycota; Eurotiomycetes; Eurotiales; Aspergillaceae.